AUGGAUGAAAUUUUCCACCUUCCACAAGCUCAGAACUACUGUCAAGCAUAUUUUGACAAGUGGAACCCCAAGAUCACGACGUUUCCAGGUCUUUACCUAGUAUCAACACUUUAUACAAAAGCGCUUUCAUGUCUCAAUGUCGUGGAUGAUUUCUGCUCCGUGUCAAGAUUACGUAGUGUGAAUGUGCUAUUUGCAGUGGGUAAUAUGGUAUUGUGUGUACUGUUACGACAUCACGUGGCUCCAGAAGAUCCCAAUGCUUUGCUGCAUGCACUACGCAUUGCAGCAUUUCCACCGCUGUUCUUUUUUACUUUUUUAUUCUAUACGGAUAGUGGAGCAACUUUUUUCGUGCUAUUGAUGGUAUUCCUGGCGGAAAAAGUGGAUUUAUUGCACUACUCGCCUGCAAAAGGCAGCUUUGUGCUCAGUGCUAUUAGUGGUGCUUUUGCGGUGCUUUUUCGCCAAACAAAUAUAGUCUGGGUAGUGUUUGUGGCUGGUACAGUUGUCGUUCGAUAUGUGGAACUCACCCACUCAAAAUUCAUUUACGGGUUGUUAUUGAAAAAGGAGGCAAGCUACUGUGGUGCUCCGUCUGUCACGCACAGCUCUUUCAGGGUCUUGCUCAACUUCGUCAGCGUCGUUAUCUCAAAUUUGCCGUCCAUUCUUCAAAUUGUCUGGCCGUUCGUCGUGAUUGUCGCUGGUUUUAUCGUUUUUGUCCUGGUGAAUGGCGGCAUCGUUGUCGGAGACAGAUCGAAUCAUGAAAUGACUUUCCACGGAGCACAGGUGCUAUACUUCGUUGUCGUGGCAGCCUCCGGCUUCGGACUCUGUCUUGUUGCGCCUACCCAGCUGUUGACGUUUACAAAACUGGUGCGCAGGAACGCUAGUUCGUUCCACGGCUUGCUGUUGAUGAUCUUCCUGGUUGCAGUGACUGUUGGAGUCAUUUUCCGCUUCAGUCCCGUUCACAAGUUUAUGCUGGCAGACAACAGGCAUUACACGUUCUAUGUGUGGAGGAAGUUCUUCCUCAAGCACGACUUGGCAAAGCUUUUGCCUGCUCCAUUGUACCUUUUUUUGGGAUGGUGCUGCUGGAAUGAACUAGGAAGAAGGCGCUCACCACUGUGGAAACUCGUUUACACGCUUGCAGUGUGCUUGGUCCUCAUUCCAUCCCCGCUUGUCGAACCACGGUAUUAUUGCGUUCCUUUCGCAAUCCUUCACUUAAACACCAGCAACCAAUCUGCCUUCCAUCUAUGGGUAGUGUUUGCUGUGUACAUGGCUGUCAACGCGCUGACGCUGUACAUUUUUCUAUACCAUCCGUAUCAAUGGGUUGAUGGAUCGACUGCACGAUUCAUGUGGUAA
Molecule: messenger RNA, 1344 nt
Organism: Peronospora belbahrii
Lineage: Eukaryota; Oomycota; Peronosporomycetes; Peronosporales; Peronosporaceae
Source: the annotation of a GenBank genome assembly